GAGGAGUUUCGAGUUUCUAGAAAUGGGGGAGCCAUUGUUUAUUAGAGGGAAUGCGUCAUCGCCUCUUCCUCCUCCUCCUCCUCCUCCUCCUCCCCGGUUCUCCUUCCCGAGCCGUCAGUCUGCGUGAGGCCGCGGAGCGAGUCGCCAUGUCCCGGUGCGGCGGUGAGGUCCAGGCCGUCCUGCGCGAGCUGUGCGCGCGCGGCGGCUUCAUGCCGCUCCCGGAGCUCUACGGGCAGCUGCGGCGCGAGCGCUGCUCCAUGUCGGAGGACGACUUCUGCUCCAUGAUCCUGCGGACGCCCUGCUUCCUGCUGGUGCGCGGCCCGCAGGAGGACGGCGCGCUGCGGGCGGAGGACUGCGCGGUGGUGGCCCGGACGUCCCUGCGGCUGUGCGCGAGCUACAUGAGCGGGGAGCCGUGCGGGGACUGCGGGCGGCUGCACCUCUGCAAGCACUUCCUCUACGGGACGUGCAGGUUCGGGAAAGGCAGAAAGCUCUGUAAGUUCUCCCACGACCUCCACUCGGAGCACAACCUGCAGCUGCUGCGGGAAGAGAACCUCCACCUGCUGCGGGAGCAACACCUGCUGCCGCUGCUGCUGCAGAGCGACCCGCAGCUGCUGCCCAAGGUGUGUCUCCACUACAACAAGGGCUCCUGCACCUUCAGCAGCAGCUGCACCAAGGUGCACCUGUGCAUGCACUUCCUGCAGGGCCGCUGCAUGUUCGGCCACAAGUGCAACAAGCUGCACGACAUUGACGAGGUGAGCCGGCGCCGCCUGCAGGAGGACCGGGGCCUGAGCGGGGAGAUCGUCCGCCGGCUGCCCGCCAUCUACCGGAACAUCCAGCUCCUGAGGGCCGACGCCGUCCACGGCAGCAAGAACGUUCCGGAAUCUUGGAGCGAGUCGCGUCAAACGGAGAACAGCAGCACCAUCUGUCUGCACUUCCUGAGGAACAGCUGCCGGUUCCACAGCGACUGCCGACAGGUGCACUUCCUGCUGCCCUACAGGUGGCAGAGGUUUGACGGCGACUCCUGGGCGGAUCUGCCGGACAUGGAGGAUCUCGAGCGAGACUUCUGCGACCCGUCUCAGAGCGAGAGUGGCGGCGAUUGGCCCGUCGACUUCCAGACCAUGACUCAGAACUCCUGGCGUGUCCGCCGUCUGUCCACCGUGUCCUCCGUGAUGAAGCCGCCGCACUACACACUGACCACCGAGUGGCGCUGGUUCUACAAGGGGGAGCAUGGGACCUGGGUGGAAUAUGGAAAGAUGGACGAGAAGCAGCGCUCGACCUCGGUGUCGUCGGACACUCUGGAGAAGACCUUCCUGCUGAACAAAACCGCCACCGUGGACGUGGUGAAAGGAGGGAGGACGUACGUCAUUAGCUUCGAAGACAUGUACCAAAGGAACCUGAAACACAAGACCAAGAGGAAGAUCCGGAGGCGGCCGCGCUUCGUCUCCAGGGCCGAGGUUGAGCAGCGGUUGGCUCAGGAGAGGGUCCACAUGUUCUGACCGGAGCCAGAGAGGAUUUCUCUGGCGUCACGCUUCCUGAUGGACGCAUUCCUCUGAAGGGACCGGCGGCUGCCGCGGCGCUCAGGACGGAACCGUGACUGACGGGGUUUAGAACGGGGUUUAGACCCGUUAGCAUCGGUUCUGUUGUUCCUGCUUCUGGGAUUAACGUGAAGACUCCCCGUCCAGCAGCAACAAGCUGCGCACUCUGAACGGUCAAAAUGAAAAAUAAAAUAACACAGAAUGCUCCCGACUUUAAAUGUGUUAUAUACAAGAACAAUUUCGUGAGAAAUUACUGUUUUUUAUUCAUUUUUGCCCCCCCCAAAAAAUACUGUCCAAGAUCAAAUUUUGUGACGUUUUGGUGUGUGAAGCCAAGUAUUUCAGAAAUAAAUCUUUCAGCAUCAUGCCUUGAAUUUGUUGCCAAAAUAUAAUUUUGUAUAUUAACUUUUAUAUCUGAAAUCACACGGCUUUUAUCAUGCAGUCUAUUUCUUUUUGUAUAUUUUCAAGUGUAUGUAGCUGUGAUGUACCGUCGGUGAUAUGUUGCAUGUUUCACAAUAAAAAUACAUGAAGCCAAACU
Salarias fasciatus (jewelled blenny) is the source of this 2070-nucleotide messenger RNA. RefSeq names its product poly (ADP-ribose) polymerase family, member 12b (gene parp12b). Bases 51 to 1496 code for a protein of 481 amino acids. The record is from RefSeq and is a predicted model, not a curated record. Gene Ontology annotation, molecular function: NAD+ poly-ADP-ribosyltransferase activity; metal ion binding. Gene Ontology annotation, cellular component: nucleus. The transcript is spliced from 8 exons. Lineage: Eukaryota; Metazoa; Chordata; Actinopteri; Blenniiformes; Blenniidae.